AUAAAAGACGUAAGACUGUUGGCGUUCGAUCAUUUGAGGCGUUCUCUUUUGAAAUAAUCUAAAAUGGUUAAUGUGAACGAGUUAGCUUGUGCAUAUUCGGCACUCAUCCUGGCCGAUGGCGGAGUUGAUGUUUCGGUCAGAUCGUUCUGCUCUAAGAAGAGUUCCUUAAACACUCCUAUUGCCAAAUCCUAUCGGGAUAACCGUAAUUUUCGUCCUGAGCUCCAUAUACCCAGAAUUGAGUCACCUCUCAAGUUGAGAUUAUGUUCCUUGUUGAGUCCUGAUCAUAUUACGAAACUACUCAAAGCUGCCAAUGUCACAGUCGACUCUCUUUGGCCAACACUAUUUGCCAGUGCUCUGAAAACUGUUAACAUCAAGGAUCUUGUGAAAUCAGCUGGUAGUGCUGCACCUGCUGCCCCAUCAGUGGCUGCCACAACUGCUGCUACUACUGCUGCUGCACCUGUUGAGAAGAAGGAAGAGAAGGAGGAGAAGAAGGAAGAAUCAGAUGAAGAUGAUGGAGACAUGGGAUUUGGAUUGUUUGACUAAAUGGAUCUACAGCUAUCAGCAGAACAUUAUCAACAAUUCAAAUUAUUUAUUUGAUAAUAAAUUAUUUUAAUAAUUUU
Helobdella robusta is the source of this 620-nucleotide messenger RNA. RefSeq lists its product as hypothetical. Gene Ontology annotation, molecular function: ribonucleoprotein complex binding; structural constituent of ribosome; protein kinase activator activity. The record is from RefSeq and is a predicted model, not a curated record. Gene Ontology annotation, cellular component: ribosome; cytosolic large ribosomal subunit. Gene Ontology annotation, biological process: translational elongation; cytoplasmic translation. The transcript is spliced from 5 exons. Lineage: Eukaryota; Metazoa; Annelida; Clitellata; Rhynchobdellida; Glossiphoniidae. Bases 64 to 543 code for a protein of 159 amino acids.